Rubroshorea leprosula is the source of this 809-nucleotide messenger RNA. The record is from the annotation of a GenBank genome assembly. Lineage: Eukaryota; Viridiplantae; Streptophyta; Magnoliopsida; Malvales; Dipterocarpaceae.
AAAAUUAUCUCCUUCAUCAUCCACAUCCAUCACCACUUCUUCGUCGUCGUAUUCAUUGGUUUGUCAUUGGCAACUUCUUCAUUUCAAAAAGGAGAACGAAAAUGAGUUUCAAGAUUUGAUUGAUCGUCAUAAUGGGUCGAAAGAAGACGAGGGCUAAACAACAUGUUGGCAUUAGGAGCAACAAUGACGAGGAGGAAGACAAGGUGGUCAUUGAGGAAGUUGUUAUACUGCCUAGUCUCAUGAAGAACUACAAGGAUCAGGAAUCUGGUAAUUUAGUUGAAGUUUUUGGGACUGACAUGGAGGAAAUGAGUGAUCUGCAGAUUGAGAGUUUUGAGGAGAAUUUUGAAGAGGUGGAUACUAUAGUUAGUGUUGUCAUGGAAAUGGAUGUCAAAGUGAAACAAGAUGUAAUCAAGAAUGAUGGAAACAAUGAGAACGCUAAAGUUAAUAUGAAUUUCAGUAAUGAAAAUGUGAAUUUGGGUUCUCAAUGUACUUUGGAAGAAAGUGUGAAUUUCAACAAUAAAGAUGCCAUUGAAGUUAAGACCUCGAAUCUCAAUGGAGGAUUGUUUGUGAAGGAAAAGAAUAUGGAUGUUAGUACCAUAGAUAAACUAAAUAUGGGUUCAAGUUCUGUUGGUUUUGAAGGGAAAGAAUUGGAUGAUGUUAUGGACGAUACCACGGCAGUCGUUGUUGGGAUUUCACAGAACGCAAUUGAUGAUUCCAAGUUGCUCACAAGAGUAGGUAUUGUACUGUAUUUUGAUUUAGAAUUUGUUUUAAAAUAAUAAUUAUUUUUUCAUAUUUUAAAAGAGAUAAUA